Molecule: messenger RNA, 1323 nt
Organism: Botrytis cinerea B05.10
Lineage: Eukaryota; Fungi; Ascomycota; Leotiomycetes; Helotiales; Sclerotiniaceae
Exons: 7
Coding region: 133-1173 (346 amino acids)
Molecular function (GO): oxidoreductase activity; zinc ion binding
Source: RefSeq, a predicted model, not a curated record
GUCUUGCUUUUCCUCUUCAUACCAUUUGAAAAAUAAUACCCUCAAUAACGAACCUUCAAAAGAUACCCUAUUUUAACUCUUUAAUUGUUUAACUUUCUUCUUCAAAAGAAUCAAAAGAUCACACCAGCCAACAUGUCUCUCCCAACUUCCAUGAAAGCUUUGAGAUACUCCAAGCCAGAAGAAUACGGAAUCGUUGAGGUUCCUCUCCCAAAGCUCCGUGACAACGAUGUCUUGGUAAAGGUCAAGGCCUGUGGUGUUUGCGGAACCGAUUUGCACAUCCACGAGGGAGAAUUUAUUGCAAAGUUCCCUCUUAUUCCUGGUCAUGAAACUGUCGGUGUUAUUGCUGCCACUGGACCUAAGGUCAAGGGCUUCAAUGUUGGCGACAGAGUUGUAGCUGAUAACUCCGAACUCUGCGAGGAGUGCUUCUACUGCCGUCGUGGUCAACUCUUGUUGUGCGAGAACUUCAACGCUCACGGUGUUACUAUGGAUGGUGGUUUCGCAGAGUACUGUGCAUACCCAGCCGCAAAGGUUUUCAAGAUCGAGAACCUCUCAGAUGUUGAUGCCACCCUCCUCGAGCCAGCCUCAUGUGCUGCUCACGGUCUUGAGAAGAUUGCACCAAAGAUGGGCUCAUCCGUUCUCAUGUUCGGUGCUGGACCAACUGGUCUCGUUCUCGCUCAAUUGCUCAGACAAAAUGGUGGAUGCAAGGUUGUCCUCGCUGCACCAGGUGGUCUUAAGAUGGAUCUCGCAAAGAAGCUUGAUGCUGCUGAUAUCUACAUCGAACUUUCCCGUGACAACCCAGAAGCUCAAUUCCAACAAAUUAAGGAUGAGUACAAAUAUGGCUUCGACAUUGUCGUUGAAGCUACCGGAAGUGCUAAGAUUCUCGAGGAUGCUAUCAACUACGUUCGUCGUGGAGGCAAGCUCGUAGUCUAUGGUGUCUACAGCAGCUCUGCUAGAGUUACCUGGCCACCAUCCAAGAUCUUUGGUGAUGAGAUCACCAUUCUUGGUUCCUUCUCCGAGACUUACAUGUUCCCUGCUGCUAUCGAUUACCUCGACUCAGGCAAGGUCAAGGUUGACGGUAUCGUUAACAAGACCUUCAAGCUUGAACAAUGGGGUGAAGCUUUGGAGUCUAUCAAGAACAAGAGUGCUAUUAAGGCAGCUAUUGUUUUCGAUUAGAUUAUGUUGGUGUGGAAAAAUAGGAGUCCAAAAAGGAUGACACGAUGUGAUGUUUUGCUCAGUAAUUGAGAGAUAUUAUACCUUUAAAGCGAGCUAUUAGAGCUAGAUUUACGAUUCAAUGAAAAUAAUUUACAGUAUGGAAGUUUUUUA